Messenger RNA from Helobdella robusta, 915 nucleotides. RefSeq lists its product as hypothetical. The annotation marks the transcript as partial. The transcript is spliced from 10 exons. Gene Ontology annotation, molecular function: JUN kinase kinase activity; ATP binding. Lineage: Eukaryota; Metazoa; Annelida; Clitellata; Rhynchobdellida; Glossiphoniidae. Gene Ontology annotation, biological process: protein phosphorylation; MAPK cascade. The record is from RefSeq and is a predicted model, not a curated record.
UAUAAUUUCACAUCUGAUGAUCUUACUGAUCAUGGUGAAAUAGGCAGGGGGGCUUAUGGCACUGUUAACAAAAUGUUCCAUGAAGUCAGCAACACUGUCAUGGCUGUCAAAAGAAUCAGAUCAACAGUUGAUGAAAAGGAACAAAGCCAGCUGUUGAUGGACCUUCAGGUGGUCAUGAAAAGUAAUGAUUGCCGUUUCAUCGUUAAAUUUUUUGGAGCAUUGUUCAAGGAGGGUGAUUGCUGGAUAUGCAUGGAGUUGAUGUCCAUAUCACUGGACAAAUUUUAUAAGUGCAUACAUGUCAUCAUGAAGCAACAUAUUCCUGAAGACAUCAUGGGGAAAAUUACUGUGGCUACACUAAGGGCAUUAAAUUAUUUGAAGGAAAACUUGAAGAUAAUUCACAGAGAUGUUAAACCAUCCAACAUAUUACUAGACAAAUCAGGAAAUAUAAAGUUGUGUGAUUUUGGAAUAAGUGGUCAGUUGGUUGAUUCAAUAGCAAAGACAAGAGAUGCUGGUUGUCGACCUUAUAUGGCACCCGAAAGAAUUGAUCCAAAGAAUUUUGGCAGGGGAUACGACGUUAGAUCCGAUGUUUGGAGCUUGGGUAUUACAUUGAUUGAGGCUGCGACCGGUAAAUUUCCUUAUCCGAAGUGGAACAGCGUGUUCGACCAAUUGACCCAAGUAAUCGAAGGAGACCCACCCAGGCUUACCCAAGCAGAUGGAGACUUUUCAAAGGAAUUUAUUGAUUUUGUAAACACAUGCUUGAUAAAAGAUGUAGAGUCAAGACCAAAGUAUAAUUCUCUAUUGGUUCAUGGAUUUGUGCAGCGUUACAAAGAUGCGAAUGUCGAUGUGACAGGCUACGUAACUAACAUAUUAGACAACGUGACGCCAGAGGAACUGGAGGCAUUCAAUUCUAUUUAA